This is a messenger RNA of Penaeus monodon (black tiger shrimp), 1171 nucleotides long. RefSeq lists its product as uncharacterized. Lineage: Eukaryota; Metazoa; Arthropoda; Malacostraca; Decapoda; Penaeidae. The record is from RefSeq and is a predicted model, not a curated record. The transcript has 9 exons. The coding region runs from base 17 to 808 and encodes 263 amino acids.
GCUGACGGCGUUCGGCAUGGAGAGGUCAGACAGGUUCGUCGAGCAAGGGCGGGGCCUCGCCGUCGUGGUCUCCCGGCUGGAGGAGCUGGGCUUCCCUGGAGUGUCCCGGCGGGCUCUGCGUCGGUGCGCUAACCUCCGUCAGGUGCGUGAGGUGGCCGCGAAGGCGCGCGUGCGUCCAUGGGAUUUGCCGGAGCCCCUUCGGGAGGUCGUGUGCGGCGACCAGGCACACGCCCUCAGCACAGCCUGCCCCUGCGACAGCUUCGAGCGACUGUGGAGCGACGUGACGCGGGAGAGGGAACCGAUAAGGAGAGCCCACAGAUUCCUAGAACGCCAGGUGUGUCCGAUGAUCCUGGAGCGCCUGGCGGCCGCCAUGGGCGUGCCUCAAUACGUGGCCAGGGACCUGCGCACGCCCACGCCCAUCCUUUGCCGAAGGGUGCUGAGGCACCCUGCAAGCACCGGCACCUCCGUGGAAGCCCUGCGGCAGCACCUCCGUCGAAUAGACCUGUCCUUCUCGGAGCGGCUUGACAGGUACCUGGCCGGCCCUGACAUCGAUGACGUGUUGGUGUCCGCGGCGGUGCGAGGCCACCCGCACUGCUGGCGCACCGUCGGGGAGGCCCUGUGCGUCGACCGGACGACCCUGCUCAGCCUCUCUCGGGACGAGCGCUACGACGACUCCGGUCGCAUGUGCAGGAUCUUGCAGCUGGCGGUGGAGGCGGGCUGGCUACAGAACGACCAGGAUCUGGCCACCGUGCUGAGGAGGUUCAUUGAUUCACACCUUGUCCCUGCGCCGCCCGGCCGGAGACUCUGACGCCGAGGGCCGCCCGUGCCGCCCUUGCGCCCGGAGGCCUGCCCUCGUUGUCGGCUCCUCAGCGGCACAGGGUCGGCUGGAAUUCCCGUUUCCUUCCUUCGUGAGUGCAGAUGCCCACGGGAGAGCUCUUCAACGCCCUUGUCACCCGCGGCCGGAGAAGACGCGGUCAGGUCAAUGGCCAGAGUGAUCCUGCGGCCUCGUGCGAAGACCUGGAUGCUUUCCCUCGGGCCGGUUGGCCCAAACUAAUCAGAUUGCCUGCAACAGCGCCACUUCGUGUGCGGAUUCAGGUCUGAAAAGAAAAAAUCUAGAUAGCUGCAAGAAAUGAAAGUCAAUAUUUUUUUUAAAGGAGCUUGUACAUGCGUU